AUGGAUGGCACUCCUUCUCCUUCACCCAAAAGACGGCGUGACGACGACGACGGCUACGAUGACGAACGACCGCGCAAACGCUCAGCAUCCCACACACCACCCAAUGCUUCGCCCAGCUACAGACUAGCUGAACGGCCUGCGCGCCGGUACAGCAGAGACAACAGCGAGGACGACCGACGAGACUAUGCAGAAAGAAGGCGGUCCUAUUCGCGAUCCAGAUCACGCUCACCGCGCUCGCGGUCCUCAUCACCAAGUCGGCGGCGCACUUCUCCACGACCACCACCAAAGCCAGCUUCCCUCAACUACGCCCCUACGCUUGUUCUGCGUGGCCACAAGAAAGGCGUAACCUGCGUCAAGUUUUCUCCCGAUGGCCGAUGGCUCGCCUCUGCAUCCGCCGACUGCACCAUCAAGAUCUGGGACGCUAGGACCGGCGAACUCGAACACACCCUCGAAGGCCACCUCGCGGGUAUCAGCACAAUAUGCUGGUCACUGGAUUCCAAGAUUCUCGCGAGCGGCUCCGACGACAAGAGCAUCCGACUCUGGGAUACAGCAACGGGGCUAGCACAUCCCACUCCAUUCAUCGGGCAUCACAACUACAUAUACAGCAUAGCGUUCAGUCCAAAGGGCAACAUGCUUGUUUCGGGCUCCUACGACGAAGCAGUCUACCUGUGGGAUGUGCGCGCCGCUCGGGUCAUGCGCUCUCUACCCGCACACAGCGAUCCAGUCGGCGGCGUCGAUUUCGUUCGGGACGGCACACUCAUCGUCUCGUGCUCGCAUGACGGCCUGAUCCGUGUCUGGGACACAGCAACUGGCCAGUGCCUGCGCACCCUCGUCCACGAAGACAAUGCCCCCGUGUCCUCCGUCAUCUUCUCGCCGAAUGGAAAGUACAUCCUAGCCUGGACCCUCGACUCGUGCAUCCGACUCUGGAACUACAUUGAUGGAAAGGGCAAAUGCGUAAAGACGUAUCAAGGGCACGUGAACAAGAAAUACUCGCUCCUGGGAACCUUUGGAACGUAUGGCGAUCGCCGAGCUGGGCAGGAAUAUACUUUUAUAGCGUCUGGAAGUGAGGACAACACCGUCGUCCUCUGGGACGUGAGCAGCAAGAACAUCCUCCAACGACUCGAGGGUCACUCAGAUGCUGUGUUGAGCGUUCACACGCAUCCCACAGAGAAACUGAUUGCCAGUGCGGGGCUAGAUCGUACCGUGAGGCUAUGGAGACCGAAAGAAGGCGCAGUCGAGGCCGAAGAGAAGAAGGCAGACGGGCACAACGACGCAAUUGUUGAGAAUGGCAUCAAACAAGAGGAAACCAACGGCUACGACCCCGAUACCUUGCCUCCGAACCCUUUCAUCGAGGCCUGA
This is a messenger RNA of Exserohilum turcica Et28A, 1359 nucleotides long. RefSeq lists its product as uncharacterized. The record is from RefSeq and is a predicted model, not a curated record. Lineage: Eukaryota; Fungi; Ascomycota; Dothideomycetes; Pleosporales; Pleosporaceae. Bases 1 to 1359 code for a protein of 452 amino acids. Gene Ontology annotation, molecular function: protein binding. The transcript has a single exon.